This is a messenger RNA of Ooceraea biroi (clonal raider ant), 2462 nucleotides long. It is a transcript of the gene hd, whose product is annotated as humpty dumpty. Gene Ontology annotation, biological process: nuclear DNA replication. NCBI's taxonomy places the organism in Eukaryota, Metazoa, Arthropoda, Insecta, Hymenoptera, Formicidae. Gene Ontology annotation, cellular component: nucleus. The record is from RefSeq and is a predicted model, not a curated record.
AGCCUCCAGUGUCUCAUUGAAGUUUUAGCCGGCGGGAGAGAGAGAUACAUUUUUCAGUUUCUCUACUAUUUUAACGCACAGUAGUUUGUGGGUUAGGUUAGGUUAGGAAGUUUAAAAGAAAUCAUGUAGAAGGAAUAGUGUUAUAGUGCUGUUACAGUACGCAACGCAUGGAGACGUUUUACAUGUUUGAUAUUGCAUUUCUGCUCGCAACUUUUUAACCUCGAUUACUAAGAGGCGAUUCGACAAAAUCGAUAUUAACAAUCUGUUAAUACUGGUAAUGCAUGAUAGUGUUAGCUGUACACAAGCCAAUGGCAGAACCUCAGAAUGGGGGCACGCUGGAGUGGACACAUCCCGAUCAAGUGAUGCGGCUGCAUCGUAUGAAAUUAAAGAAACGUGCGCUUCAAGCACGUAUGAAUAAAAACACGAGCACUGGCCAGCACGUCGCCAAGGAUCUAAACGAGUUCAAUUCCAAUAGCAGCGGGUCUCAGCAUGUGUCUCAGAAACGUAAGAACCCCUUUGUGAUCAGUGAAACGAACAAGAAAGCAAAAGAUACACUAUCAGCCACAUUGGAAGUCAGUAACGAUAACACGUUGUUUGAAUUACUGAAACUCAACGGCCAACGAGAGGAGAAGACUAGCACGGGAGUGUCUGUGGACAAUUCUCUGACGUUUGCCAACGUUCUGGCAAAACUAGAAUCGACUAGUCAGACUCCUGACCUGAAUGCUCCAACGGGCGCAGCCUACAUUCCUAUAGAUUGGACGUUGAAGACUAAGAUGAGGUUCAUGUCUUUGAAGCCUUUCCCGUGGAAUGGCAAACUCAAGACGAGCGAGGAGGCGUCCGGUACUACAGGAUUCGUCAGAUGCCUGAAUAUUGGGGAGAAAGAGACAACUUUGGACACUAGCCCAAAUGCAAGGUUUCAUCAGUGCUGCUUGAUAUGGCAGCAUCCUUCCCUACCGUGGUUAGAACUAUUUCCUCGCUCCGCUGGGAAAGUAAGUGCCGCUCUCGCAAGUAACAUAGGCAUAGCGAACAAUCAGUGUAUAAAAGACGCAUUGAACAGGGAAUGGUGCAACAGCUUUAGAUCCUUGUUCCACUUGUUGCGAGCGGGGCAGUGUCCAUACUUUUACGUCUGCGCGAAUACUUUUACGGUGCUGUUUCGUGCCGCUGGCGUUUGCGGAUUGUCGGAGAUUCAUGCCCUCGUCACGCCCACGACACGUGGAUUUCGUCAAUCCCUGAAGCAACAAGAAAUAGAGUACUCUAUGCCAUUGAGGAAAGACUCUAAACGACGAUCCGAUACGGGAGAUUCUGACUCUAAGACCGUAGACGCUGCGUCUGAGACGCAGACGACAAAUCAUCGGCAGGAAGGUGACGAUUACGAGGAGGAAGAGGAGGAUGAGGCUCAGGACGCGUGGCUUGAGAGUUUAGGAAUAGAAAAUUCAGAAAUUCAAAGAAUUAACAACUCGCAGGCAAGAAUGACUCUGGAGAAAGAGAGCGAGGUGGACAACCUGCGGCAAUCCCUCGUGUUUGUAAGAGGGGUGGAGGCGCAGGCGUUGUUCAACUUUUUAAUUAAUUGCAAAUCAGCCACAGCGGCGACUGGUGCGUUAGGUGGCGUCCCUCCUACGCUUUUAUCACCAACGGCUUUUCACGGUGCUACGUUAAAACCACUCAAGAUCCGGGAAAGCGUGGUGCGUGUUGACAACGACAAAUAUUACUCGCUCGAAUUGAACGGGCCUCUUUUGCCGCACGUGCUACCAUCUCUUUGCCAUUUGAUGAAAUCUAGUCAAUUGGAGCAGUACUCGGCAAGUUGCGCGCAGCUGGCACCGACAAUUCCGUUUACGAUGGCAAAGCACGGCACUGAUCAACGAGUGAACGUCACCGAGGGAGAGGAUCAGAGUAGCGCGAGGGUACCGCUCAAUGUCUUUGGGCAAGAAAAUUUGAGCGACUGCGGGUUCAACGAGGAGUUGCUAGGUCACUUCUGCAGUCCCGACCCAACCAGAAUAGAUGUUUUAGAGAGUAUAAAAUGUUUCAACGGAUUAUACACAUGGUCGUGAUCGUUCAUGAGUAUCUAGCUUGGGGAAAGGGCAGAUUUGUAUCGCGAAGUUCAGUUAAUAAAAAGCAGCUAAAAUUUCUUCUUGAGGGCAAUGUUACAUCGCUGGCUACGUGUAACGCCCGAUAAUGCGAUGUUACGUGAACGCAGAGUAAUGAAAUACGUCUAACGUCAUGCCGCGUGCAUCUGUACGGAAACGCCAGCCUGCAAAAAUUUAUACGCUUCUCGAUAUUAUCGAUACUGGAUAAGAAUGCUCACACCUGAACCGACGAAAUGGAACGAAAUGGUUAUCCUGGCGAUAUUUUAUAUCACGAGAUCGACGUCACAUUUUGUAAAUAUUGCGAUAUAUUGAUCUCUGCCCCGUGCAGCUAAUGUCCAUUAUAUAUUUAUUGACAAAUAAAAUAUUUUCCAUGCCUAU